Messenger RNA from Esox lucius (northern pike), 2056 nucleotides. RefSeq names its product angiopoietin 2b (gene angpt2b). Gene Ontology annotation, biological process: Tie signaling pathway. The coding region runs from base 60 to 1565 and encodes 501 amino acids. Gene Ontology annotation, molecular function: receptor tyrosine kinase binding. The record is from RefSeq and is a predicted model, not a curated record. NCBI's taxonomy places the organism in Eukaryota, Metazoa, Chordata, Actinopteri, Esociformes, Esocidae. The transcript is spliced from 9 exons.
GCCCCCCCACCUCCCCUCGUCUGCUCUCCUUUCCGACUCCUGUCCUUGUCUAACCUGAGAUGGGACACCCACUUGUCCUGGUCUGCCUGGCCUUCCUGUCGACAGCUGUGAUUGACUCGGAGAAGAGACAGCAUCGGGUUCAGCAUGGCCCGUGCAGCUACACCUUCAUCCUGCCCGAGGUGGAGCACUGCCUGCCUUCGAAGGACUUCCAGGUCACCAACUCCCUCCAGAGGGACUCCCCACCAUCACCAGACCAGGACCCGGCAAGGGGGCACCCGGAGCAGGCCAAACCCCCGCCGUCUGGGACCUCCUGGAGGGAGAGGAUGGUGGAGAGUCUGGAGGCUGCCACGGAGAACAACACCCGGUGGCUCCAGAAGCUUGAGAGCUACAUCCAGGAGAAUGUGCGUUCUGGGAUGGAGGAGAUGAAGAGGAGCACUGUUCACACCCACACAGCGGCCAUGUUGGAGAUUGGGACCAACCUCCUCAGCCAAUCAGCUGAGCAGACCAGGAAACUGACCAACGUGGAGACCCAGGUGUUGAAUCAGACCAGCCGGGUGGAGAUCCAGCUGCUGGAGUAUUCUCUGGUCACGAACCGUCUGGAAAAACACAUCCUCCAGCAGAACCAGGAAAUCUCACGACUCAAUGACAAAAACAGUUUUCUAGAACAGCGGUUCUCCGCUUUAGAAACGCGGCACGUUAAGGAGCUCCAGGGCAUUCAAAGGGAGAAGCGUCAGCUUCAGGAGCUGUUGGAGAGGCAGAGUCGCUUGGUGACCCUGCUACAGGGCAGCUCCAGCCUUAACAGCACGCUGCUACAGAGACAACAGGCUGUCCUCACAGGCACCGUUCAGCAGCUGUUGGCCAUGGUCACCCACUGCAAUGAUAUCUCCACUCAGCCAAAAGUGGAGUCGGUGAUCUUCAUGGACUGUGCCGAGAUCUUCCGCUCUGGGGUCACUGAGAGUGGGGUCUACGACAUACGACCCCCGAAUUCUACACAUGCAGUUAAGGUGUUUUGCGAUAUGCAGACAAGGGGUGGGGGCUGGACAGUGAUUCAGCAUCGCAGAGAUGGAGCUGUUGACUUCCACCGCGAUUGGAGGGACUACAAGAUGGGUUUUGGGGACCCCUCCGGAGAGUACUGGGUUGGGAAUGACGUUAUUCACCUGAUCACCACUUCCAAAGAGUACACCCUACACGUGCAACUGAAGGACGCCGAGGGGAAUGAGGCCACCUCAUACUACGACCACUUCUACAUAGACGCUGAGGACAAGAACUACAGUCUCCAUUCCCGUGGAUUCAGUGGUACAGCCGGUCGCACCAGCAGCUUGUCCCACCCGGGUACCAUGUUCAGCACCAAGGACCGCGACAACGACCGUUGCUCCUGCAAAUGUGCCCAGAUGGCCUCUGGAGGCUGGUGGUUUGAAGCGUGUGGUCCGUCCAACCUCAACGGGAUCUACUACGCUGGAGUGUCCAACGUGGUCCGCUAUAACGGCAUCAAGUGGUACUACUGGAAGGGCCCUGGCCUCAUUACAACCAUGUCGACCAUGAUGGUUCGGCCCGUGGAUUUUUGAGAAGGCAUCGGCUGAUCUGGCGGAUGGUGCCAUAGGACGAACUAGAUGACUUACUAAUGAACAAUACUGGAACUUUGAAGAGUGACAGGAGAUUUGAGACGUUCUUGAUUGAUGGACAUAGCUUCUUUUUCCUAAAUCUUAUUUUGUUUUUUAGAUAUGUUUCCCGCUGAAAUAACACAGAGGCUUACAACAUACUGUCCAUGUGUGUUUUAUAACGUAAUUGUACUUAUUCUAAAUGCCUCAUGGUCUAUUGGUAUUCACUGCUUCUCCAUUCAACACACAUUAACUCUACCUAAAGGUUUCCAGCUAUUGCACUCAAGACAUUCCUGUAAAACCUUUUUUUAUUAAGGAGAGAAUUACCCUCAUAAAAAUGCAUGAUAAAUGGUUGCAGGUGCUUUUUACAGGCGUAUUUACUUUCCCAACUGUAGAUCUGUAAUAAAAGUAGGUAGAACUCAACUCCGGAUCCAUUUUUCAAAGAAAACCCACCAAUC